AUGGGAAGAUACUCAGUUAAAAGAUACAAGACCAAAAGAAGAACCAAGGAUUUAGACCUUAUAUUCGAGGAUUUGACGUCUCCGGCUAAAAUCCAACAGCUACUAAACCAGCCAUUAGACGAAACCAAACCUGGUUUGGGACAGUUUUACUGCAUACACUGCGAUAAAUAUCUCGAGACCGCUAUUGCACUCAAGACACAUCUCAAGGGUAAAGUUCAUCGUCGCAGAGUAAAAGAAUUGAAAGGCAUUCCCUACACCCAAGAAGUCUCAGAUGCCGCUUCAGGGCUCAAUCUGCAGAAGUUCUUGAACCGGGUCGAACAAAUAAAUACUCAAAAGGGACCAAAUAAGGAAGCAAACGAAACGGAGCUAAAAGCGCAUCUGGACUCAACUUUGGAAAACGUAGCAACUACGGAACCCACUCUACCGCAUCUUGUGCAACCUGAGCCAGUGGAACAGGAUAUCCAAAACAUCAACGGUGGCGAGGUUCAAAUGGAAUAA
Lachancea lanzarotensis is the source of this 498-nucleotide messenger RNA. RefSeq names its product LALA0S15e01244g1_1 (gene BUD20). Lineage: Eukaryota; Fungi; Ascomycota; Saccharomycetes; Saccharomycetales; Saccharomycetaceae. Gene Ontology annotation, molecular function: nucleic acid binding; zinc ion binding. The transcript has a single exon. The coding region runs from base 1 to 498 and encodes 165 amino acids. The record is from RefSeq and is a predicted model, not a curated record.